AUGACGGAAGGUUAUGCUGGUCACAGAUUUGUGGUUGCAGCUGCUAAUCAACCUCCAUUUGUCUUUAGAAGGAUCAAAGCAGAUUUAGAUGGUGGAAAUCCUCGAGUAGUUUGGGAUGGAAUUGAACUACGUCUAAUCAAGUUAUUGGCUGAAAGGAACAACUUUUCUAUAGAAAUUAUUGAACCUCGAGAGCCUAAUUUAGGGCCUGGUGAUGCUGUUGCUAAAGAAAUAACAACAGGACGAGCAGACAUAGGAAUCGCUGGAAUGUAUUUAACCAAUGAUAGAAUAAGGGAUAUGGAUAUGUCUUUAGCACAUUCUCAAGAUUGUGCUGUUUUUAUAACUUUGAUGUCGACUGCAUUACCUCGUGGAGAAAUAGAAAAUAUGUUCUGGUAUGUUUUUGGUACUUUUACAAAUUGCUUCACGUUUCUUGGCAAGAAUUCUUGGAGCAAGACGAAUAAGAUUACAACAAGGCUAUUGAUUGGGUGGUACUGGAUUUUCACAAUAAUAAUCACAAGUUGUUACACUGGAUCUAUUAUAGCAUUUGUAACAUUACCAGUGUUUCCUGAAACCGUUGAUACUAUCAAGCAGUUGUUGGCUGGAUUUUAUAGAGUCGGCACUUUAGAUCGUGGUGGUUGGGAAAAAUGGUUCCUGAAUUCAUCUGAUCCCAAAACAAAUAAGCUGCUGAGGAAACUUGAACUGGUACCGAAUGUAGAAGCAGGAAUCAGAAAUACAACCAAGGCAUUCUUCUGGCCCUACGCCUUUUUAGGAUCCAAAGCCGAACUUGAGUACAUUGUACAAGCAAAUUAUACAGCAUCUAAAUCGAAGCGCGCAGUCCUACACAUUUCCAACAAAUGCUUCGUGCCAUUUGGAAUUACCAUUGGAUUUCCAAAUAAUUCUGUGUACUCAGCUAAAAUGAACUUGGAUAUCAGCAAAAUGAUUCAAGGUGGUUUAAUUGAUAAAAUCACUAAUGAAGUUCGCUUUGAAAUGCAAAGGAGUCCUACUGGAACUUUAUUAGCUGCUGGUAGCGGCACAAUAAAAAUCCCAUCUGCCGAAGAAAAAGGCCUAACCCUAGAAGACACACAAGGCAUGUUCCUUCUUCUAGCGGCUGGUUUCACAAUAGCAGCCACAGCGCUAGUAUCUGAAUGGAUGGGUGGCUUCACAAGGCGAUGUAGAUUCAAGAAAAAAUCCGACACACCAACCAGCGCUGAUUCAAGGGAGAAAUUUAUAAUUACCCCAAAAACUGAUGUUGAUAGCGAAAUAAAGCUUAUAGAAGACACUGAGAGUAGACUGCAUUUUGGGAGUAGACCGUCUACUACAGUUUCUGUUGAUACUUUAGAAGGUCAAGUGAUACAUGUGACGGAAAGCAGUAUCGAUGUCCAUAAUACUUUCAACGUUGACAGGUUUGAUUCUAGAAGGUCCAGUUCGCUGGAUUUGGAUAGAGAAGUUCGUGAAAUAUUUGAAAAAGACCAGAAAAGACGUAGGAUUUUUUCUCGUGAUAUGGAAUCUUUGGAUGAAAAUGGGAGCACCGUAUCUAGGGCAGCGUUUGGUGACUCAGUCAAAAAUGAUAUAUGA
Molecule: messenger RNA, 1572 nt
Organism: Spodoptera exigua (beet armyworm)
Lineage: Eukaryota; Metazoa; Arthropoda; Insecta; Lepidoptera; Noctuidae
Source: the annotation of a GenBank genome assembly